CUUAACCUCUCAGACCUAACCCUAAAUCCAUCUCUCUCCUCUCUCCCUCUUUUUCUCACAAGCUUCAUCUUCAUGUUUUACUAGUUCAGCUCCAGUUUCAUUGUACAUGUACAUGACCUUGUAUCUCUUUUCUUUUGCUCUUCUUCAAAAUUUUCAGUCUUCUUCCCCUUGAUUAAUUGUAUAUCCAUACUCAAGCUAAGCUACUGGUUUUGGUUUGAGCGAAAGAGAAAAAGGAGAUUAAUUAACUAGGGUUUUUAAAUUGUUUGUCUUUUCACUCAAGAAAUGGAUCAAGUCUCUCGCUCUCUUCCUUUUCUCUCAAGAGAUCUUCAUCUUCACCCACACCAUCAGUUUCAGCAUCAGCAGCAACUCCACGAGAUCGACCAGCACCGAAUCAGCGGCCUAAAACGCGACCGAGACACUGAGAUCGAUCCAAACGAGCACUCUCCAGCCGGUAAAGAUCAAAACACUCCCGGCUCCGGCGGAGAAAGCGGCGGUGGAGGAGGAGGAGAUAAUCAAAUCACGAGAAGACCACGUGGCAGACCAGCUGGAUCCAAGAACAAACCAAAACCACCAAUCAUCGUCACGAGAGACAGCGCGAACGCUCUCAAAUCCCAUGUGAUGGAAGUAGCCAACGGAUGUGACGUCAUGGAAAGCGUCACGGUCUUCGCUCGCCGUCGCCAACGCGGUGUAUGCGUUUUGAGCGGAAACGGCGCCGUUACUAACGUUACCAUAAGACAACCAGCUUCGGUACCUGGUGGUGGCUCGUCUGUGGUUAACUUGCACGGACGCUUCGAGAUUCUUUCUCUCUCGGGAUCUUUCCUCCCUCCUCCAGCUCCACCCGCUGCUUCCGGUCUAACGAUUUACUUAGCCGGUGGUCAGGGACAAGUAGUUGGAGGGAGCGUGGUGGGACCACUCAUGGCUUCGGGACCUGUGGUGAUUAUGGCCGCUUCGUUUGGGAACGCUGCGUAUGAGAGGUUGCCUUUAGAGGAAGAAGAUCAGGAAGAGCAGCAAACGUCUGGAGCGGUUGUUAAAAAUAAUAAUAUCGAUGGAAACGCAACGAUGGGUGGUGGGACGCAAACGCAGCAGCAGCAGCAACAGUUGAUGCAAGAUCCGACGUCGUUUAUUCAAGGGUUGCAACCAAAUCUUAUGAGUUCAUCUGUUCAAUUGCCAGGCGAAGCUUAUUGGGGAACUCCGAGACCAUCUUUCUAAUUCGCCACAAAAAAUAAUGAUACGUUUCUUCGUUUUUCAAAUUUAAUAUAUCUUCUGUUAAAUUUUAAUUUUAUUUUCUAAAAGAUAAUUGUAGCCUUUUAUGAAGAUUUGGGGUACGUAUGGAAUCGACGAGAACCGUUUUGGUCA
Molecule: messenger RNA, 1356 nt
Organism: Brassica oleracea var. oleracea
Lineage: Eukaryota; Viridiplantae; Streptophyta; Magnoliopsida; Brassicales; Brassicaceae
Product: AT-hook motif nuclear-localized protein 22-like
Exons: 1
Coding region: 283-1209 (308 amino acids)
Biological process (GO): vegetative to reproductive phase transition of meristem
Cellular component (GO): nucleus
Molecular function (GO): minor groove of adenine-thymine-rich DNA binding; DNA-binding transcription factor activity
Source: RefSeq, a predicted model, not a curated record